Molecule: messenger RNA, 1266 nt
Organism: Plasmodium cynomolgi strain B
Lineage: Eukaryota; Apicomplexa; Aconoidasida; Haemosporida; Plasmodiidae
Product: isocitrate dehydrogenase [NADP] mitochondrial precursor
Exons: 1
Biological process (GO): isocitrate metabolic process
Cellular component (GO): mitochondrion
Molecular function (GO): magnesium ion binding; isocitrate dehydrogenase (NADP+) activity; NAD binding
Source: RefSeq, a predicted model, not a curated record
AUGACCAAAAUUAUUUGGAAGGAAAUCAAAGAGAAGCUAAUCCUGCCAUACUUGGAUCUGAAUAUAAAGUACUUCGAUCUGUCAAUCGAAAAUCGAGAUAAAACCAACGACCAAGUGACGUUAGAAGCAGCAGAAGAAAUAAAGAAAUCAUCGGUAGGAAUUAAAUGUGCAACAAUUACACCAGAUGCAGCUAGGGUUAAAGAAUUUAACUUAAAAAAAAUGUGGAAAAGUCCAAAUGGAACCAUAAGAAACAUAUUAGACGGUACAGUAUUCAGAGCCCCCAUUUUGAUAAAAAAUAUCCCGAGGUUAAUUCCCAAUUGGAAGAAGCCAAUCAUCAUAGGAAGGCAUGCUUAUGCGGAUCAGUACAAGCAGAAGUCCUUGAAGAUUGAAAAAAGUGGAAAAUUCGAAAUUGUUUUUACACCAGAUGAUAACUCCCAAGUUAUGAGAGAAGAAAUUUUCCACUUCAAAUCACCAGGGGUUUGUCUAGGAAUGUACAACACUGAAGAGUCCAUCACAAAUUUUGCUCUUUCGUGUUUUCAGUAUGCACUAGAUUUAAAGAUGCCUGUUUAUAUGAGUACGAAAAGUACUAUACUCAAAAUAUACGAUGGGCUAUUUAUGGAAAUUUUCCAAAAAAUUUAUGACCAAAAAUUUCGCACAGCAUUUGAGCAGAACAACUUAUGGUAUGAACACAAGCUGAUCGAUGACAUGGUUGCUCAAGUACUCAAAUCAGAAGGGGGAUUUGUAUGGGCUUGUAAAAAUUACGAUGGAGAUAUCCAAUCCGAUGCAGUUGCACAAGGUUAUGGGAGCUUAGGUCUAAUGAGCUCCAUUCUAAUGUGCCCAGAUGGAGUAACGUGUGUGUCAGAAGCAGCACAUGGAACAGUUACACGACAUUAUCGUUGUCAUCAAAGAGGAGAAAAAACAUCUACCAACCCUAUUGCUUCUAUCUUUGCCUGGACCAGGGGAUUACAACAUAGAGCCAAAUUAGAUAACAACCAGCCUCUUCAAUUAUUCUGUUAUGCUCUCGAAAGGGCUUGCAUAGAAACUGUAGAGGAUGGACUAAUGCCAAAGGACCUUGCUGCCUGCAUAAAGGGACUUAAAAAUGUCACAGAGAAGGACUACCUCUUCACGGAUGAUUUCAUUAAUGCCAUUAAUGAGAAACUGAAAUUGAAGCUGCUCGCAAAUCAGGCGAAAAAUGACGCCCAGGCAGCCACCACCACCAAGCUGCAAAACGAGAACUGGAACAAUUAUGCCCCGCAGGAGCAUUCG